GACAACGAAUCGAUGCGAAGUGAAUUUUAACGCGGCCCAGCUCCACCGGCAGAUUCGACUUUUCUCUCGAGCACUCGCGCCGCCAACUUUCUAACACGCCUCGAGCUUCGAUUCGCUCGUGUUAUCGAGAAUGGCGCACGCAACGAGGCGAAAGAAAUGUUAAGGAAACGACGAGUUGCGCCGGCUAUUCUUCGCGUUUUUCUUCCCGAUACGAGACCAGCCGGCCAGCCAGCGUGAAACAAUGGAGAACAAUCUUGUGAACGAGGCGAGAGAGCUGUGGGCCGUUUACGCCUGGUGGUCGUGCGUUCUCGUUCUCAAGAUGAACGCCCUGACAUGGUUCACUGGGCGAAUUCGAGUAGCUAGACAGGUGAUCCACAGCGAGGAGGACAGAAUGUGGUUGAAAGGUCCCGAUAUAAUUUUAUGCCCAACUGGAGGCGGCCACGAGGACGUGGAUCGCAUUCGAAGCGCGCAUCGGCACGAUCUUGAAACUGUACUCCCUUAUCUCCUAAUUACACCGAUAUGGCUGAGCACGUCACCGUUGUUUCCUCUGGCCAGAGCGAUUCUGCCCGGUUUCGCAAUAGUCAGCGUAUCAUACACGUUGCUGCACAUGAAAAUCGCGAACCUGCACCACCGUUAUUGCAAAACAAUCCUGUCUGUUUUCCAGCACACCGUCUUGAUUUCCAUGUCGGCCGUAUCCGUCCUCCAUUACGCGUUCUCAACCGUGCGCCAAUAAGUUUGCGCGUUUGUUUCUUAUAGUUAUCGAAAUGCAGCCGUUGCAUUUUGAUAAGAUAAGCACGGCCGGUACUGCGCGUUUCGCGUGCGCCAGUGUAAGCAGUAAAAGUUAAUGUUAUCUUCUGUGUAAUAGAAACUUUUGUAAUAAAAUUUCCAUGCGAGAGAAUAAAUUUUAUGGAUUUUAGAAAUUC
Molecule: messenger RNA, 923 nt
Organism: Habropoda laboriosa
Lineage: Eukaryota; Metazoa; Arthropoda; Insecta; Hymenoptera; Apidae
Product: prostaglandin E synthase-like
Exons: 3
Coding region: 242-733 (163 amino acids)
Cellular component (GO): membrane
Source: RefSeq, a predicted model, not a curated record